GCUAAAUCCCAAAGACUCGAAAUCUCUCUCAAUUUUGUUUCGUUUAUUUUGUUUUUUUUUGUAGAUAAAAGAAAACAAAAAAAAAUGUUAUAUACAAUUCAAUUUUGGGAAACACUUUAAUGGGGAAGAAUACUAAAUUCAUGUUCCUAAGCUUUUGGCGUUUGAUAAUGGCGUGACACCUUUUUCUUCUCAACAAACGCGCCUCAAUCUCAUCUUCUUCUCUCACUCCAAUUUCUUGCAACUCACUCCUUUUCUCUCUCGCUUUCCUCCUCCUUCCUCUCUUAGAUUCUAAAUUUCGCCGACACGUUUUCUGCUUUUUUCGAAUUCCGUCACAGGAAAAAAUGGGAACCUGCUUCUCGAGCUCUACCAAAUCCACGGCUGAGAUCGCUCCGUUUGACCUCGUCGUCAAACCUCCUGCCGUCGUAGCCUCUUCCGCCGCCGCACGAACUCGCGGCUCGGCCCAGGGACUUCCAAUCGCUACGGCAGUGACGUCGACGGCGACGGCCAGCUCCGCCGUGACAGUGAGGUUGAACGGACCGCCGAACAGUCUGGUGACUUCCUAUCUCCGCUUCGCUCUCCUUCACAAGAAUGUUCAACUCCGUUUCGUACCAUCGGGAGACCAAAAGACGACGAUCCAGGUCGGAUCGGAGACGGUGUCGGGAUCUCAGGAGGUUCUGCUCCGUUACAUCGAGGAGAAGUUUCCGGAGCCGCGGCUGAUGAUCUGGAAGUUCAAUCUAGAAGGUUUCGACGAGGCGACUCCACUGAUAGUGAGGACGAUUUGGCUUCAGCACAGGAGCAUGGUGUGGCACAUGGAGAGGAUGUUGAGAUGGUCGGAGGAUCUGGCGGCGCGUGGAGGCAGAAGAGCGGUGGAUCCGUCGGUGGGGACGCCGAAGAUGGAGAUUAGGAAGUUCGCCAAGAGCUAUACGCAGCUUCAAGAGCUGAUGGUUGAGCAUGCUCAAAUGGAAGAGAGAAUCCUUUUCCCCGUUCUCGAGUCUGUUGAUCGAGGGAUGUGCAAAAGUGCAAACGAGGAACACGGGAGAGAAUUACCAAUGAUGAAUGGAAUCAAAGAAGACAUCAAAUCCAUUGGAGUUUUGAACUCUGGAAUCUGUUCAGAGGAACUCUCUAGCCUUGCUUCUCGUUUCAAGUCAUUGCAGAUGAUGUGUAAAGCACACUUUGAAGAGGAAGAGAAAGAUUUGCUGCCAAUGGUGGAAGCUGCAGAAAUGGGGAAGGAGAAGCAGAAGAAGUUGAUGAAUGAAAGCUUGGAAGUUAUGAGAGGGACUCACUCUCAUUUGUUUGAUUUCCUCCUCGAAGGUCUCACCCCGCAAGAAGCUAUGCAGUAUAUUGACUUGCUCAUGAAAUUUGGUGAUCCAGAUCUUAUCUCGUCUUUUCUCUGCCAAGACAUUGUUGACUGAUCUUUUUCUUCAAGCUCACUUUGUGAAAACUGUUGUUGCUGGUGGUUUGGGUUGUGCAUUUUGUGUAAAUAUAGAGUCAGAUUAUCGAUCAGGCUGCUCUGUUUUUUCAUUCCUUUAAAAAAUAUUAUCAACUCGUAAGAGAGCAAGUAAUGUUUCCCAGGAUGGCUAAACUACACAUUUAAGUUUUCAACAAGGUUAAUUCGAUUUAUGCAGUUUUUAUGUUUGUCCAG
Molecule: messenger RNA, 1642 nt
Organism: Thlaspi arvense
Lineage: Eukaryota; Viridiplantae; Streptophyta; Magnoliopsida; Brassicales; Brassicaceae
Source: the annotation of a GenBank genome assembly